AUGGUGCUGGACUACAGUAAAUGGGAUGCUCUCGAGCUUUCAGACGACUCGGAUAUAGAAGUCCAUCCAAAUGUGGACAAACGGUCCUUUAUCCGUGCAAAGCAGAACCAAAUCCACCAGCAACGACAGCAACGCCGCCAUGAGAUUGCGACUCUAGGAUACGAGAGAAUCAUAAACGACGGCCUCCUGAAGCGGAUUGACAGCCUCUUGACGGCCCUCAAGAAACAUGAGAGCGACUCUAGAAAUCCUGACGAGCUCGUUUUCCAGGCUCUGAUCGAGUCCGCUGGCGACCCAAAGGAGGACCAGCCACCAGCUCCGCCAGAGAAUGUCCAUACGCAGGGGACCCAGCCCAAGUAUUCACAGAUGAUGGGGUCGUUGGUAGACCAGGUUAAGAAAGAGCUGGAUGAGUCGAGGCCAGAGAACAGAUAUCAAGCAUUCAUCACCGGGGUGGAAGGCCACAAGACCAAGGUACUUGACCUCCAACAGCAGCUCCUAGAGAAGCUGGCUCAACUGGAGAAGGAAGAAAGCAAGAAGAUCACCAGUGAUAGUAUACACACCGGCUUUGACAGCUCCUUUGUCUCGUCGUCCAAGAGCAAGUCUGAGCCAAAGAAGCCCAAGGAGGCUACUGUGGAACUCCUCAAUCCUGGAUGCGCAGAUAACAUGGAUGCUGUCUCCUCAGGUGCGGAAGCUGAUGUCGAAGACGGUGAAGGAGGAGGAGAAGAAGAAGAAGAAGAAGGAAGUAUAACGGUCCGGCCCCUGACGAAAGAGUUUGCAAAGCAUAAGAUUGGAGACUACCGCGAAGCAUACUCUUUCCUCACCGAUCACCCAGAGCUAUUGGCGGAGAAAAGGACAGACGAACUCUUGAUGGAAGCAUUUAAUGCUCAGAUGGCUGGUGAUGAAGAAUACGCCCGCCAGUGUGUUCAUCAUGGCCUACUAUUACAAUACUGCCGUUCUCUGGGUAAAGAUGGCGUUGCUCUCUUCUUUAAACGGAUCACCACGGAAGACCAUCGCGCUGGUGUGAUGUUCCGUGAUGAUGUUAACGAUACUUACAACCGCAUCAAGACACGUGUAAAGGAACUUGCCAAAUCAUCCAACGAGGGCCCAUCGGAGGUCGAGCAAAUCCAACUUCACGCAGUUGACCCAUCGACUCAGCUAAAUAUCUCUAUCCCUCCUGCCGAUAGCAAGGAAGAGGCUCAUAUCGCUGCUCGGGAGAUUUUCAACAGCUUCCCACCCGGUCUCCAGAAAGCGUUGGAGUCUGAAAGCUUGGAUGAGGUGAACAAGGUGCUGGGUAAGAUGAGCGUGGAAGAAGCAGAGGGCGUCGUUGAAAAACUAGGAGAAAGUGGCAUCUUGACAGUCGAGCAAGGAAUCGUUGACGCGACCACAGAGGAAGGCAAACAGUGGUUGCAGGAACUCGAGGCGGAAGGAAAAGGGGGAGCAAAAGCUCCAGAGGCUAGCAAGGAGGAAAUCGGGGACCCUGAAUGA
Molecule: messenger RNA, 1482 nt
Organism: Microsporum canis CBS 113480
Lineage: Eukaryota; Fungi; Ascomycota; Eurotiomycetes; Onygenales; Arthrodermataceae
Product: hsp90-like protein
Exons: 2
Coding region: 1-1482 (493 amino acids)
Biological process (GO): protein stabilization; protein folding
Cellular component (GO): cytoplasm
Molecular function (GO): heat shock protein binding; protein-folding chaperone binding; protein kinase binding
Source: RefSeq, a predicted model, not a curated record